Molecule: messenger RNA, 6022 nt
Organism: Vombatus ursinus (common wombat)
Lineage: Eukaryota; Metazoa; Chordata; Mammalia; Diprotodontia; Vombatidae
Gene: ARHGEF11
Product: Rho guanine nucleotide exchange factor 11
Exons: 40
Coding region: 870-5540 (1556 amino acids)
Biological process (GO): G protein-coupled receptor signaling pathway; intracellular signal transduction
Cellular component (GO): cytoplasm
Molecular function (GO): guanyl-nucleotide exchange factor activity; G protein-coupled receptor binding
Source: RefSeq, a predicted model, not a curated record
CCUCUGGAAGUUUUAUAAAGGAAAACCAAAACCAAACCAGAAAAAAGGAAAAAAAAAAAGGAAAUUAAUCUUCAGGGAUUCUCUGUAUGCUGUUGUUAUUUUGAAGGGAAGAAACUGCAGCUUUUAAUUUGGGGCUUUCGGGCAGGGACUCAUAGGAAUUGCAGAACCAUCAAUGUAUAUAGUCGGUCAAUUUUUAAAAUUAGGAAGUUCAUUUUUUUAAAGCUUGAACUGGACUUGGGAAAAAACUGUGUACAUCCCAUUGUAUGAUUUUAUUUAUUUAUUUUUUACUGUACAAAUGGAAACAUUUUUUUUCCAAGCACCGUUUUGGAUGUAUGCUUCGAUUUUUUAGCUGUAGCCUCUUGUUGUCGUUUUAAGUAUUGGAGACCAGAAAUUUUUUUACCCCCUUUGGGAACCUGCCCACAAAAAGGAUAGUUGGGAAAGUGAUUAAAAGGAUGCUUUUUAUUUUUGUUUUGCAGCUAGGACGAAUAUUUUGAAGGCAGGCUUCAUUUUUAUAUUUUUAUUUUUUAGCUUCUGGCUCCAGCGUUGAAGAGAUUUGUGGUUGGGUUUUUGGUUAAUAAGAAGGUCAUAGUUUUUCCCUCGAUCUCUCUUUUUCCUUUCGGUUUUUUAAGUGGGGGGAGGGGAACACGGGGUUAAGAAAGGAGACCAUGUUAACUGGUAGAGGCAUUAUGGAGCUUCAGUUACCAGGGUCCUGAGAGCUUGAAGGAAAAGGGAUUCGGCCCCCAAGUUGCUAUUCUCUUCCCUCCCCCCCUCCUUUUUUUUUUUUUUUAAUUUAUUUGAAUUGCAAGUGAUUCGAUUUCCAUCAAGACUAAAGCCACAGGAUUUGGAUCGGUGGAGACACCCGAAGAACCAUGAGUGUAAGGUUACCCCAGACGAUAGACAGGUUAAGUAACCUGUCUUCCCUGAGUGAUUCAGUCCCUGAGCAAAAGACCCCUGACCACCAUCGCCAAUCUUCUGACUCCUCUGAGACCACAGGUCUCGUCCAACGGUGUGUCAUCAUCCAGAAGGACCAGCAUGGCUUUGGCUUCACAGUCAGUGGUGAUCGCGUUGUCCUGGUGCAGUCUGUCCGGCCUGGAGGUGCAGCCAUGAAAGCUGGUGUAAAAGAGGGUGACCGGAUCAUCAAAGUAAAUGGCACGAUGGUGACCAACAGCUCACACUUGGAAGUAGUGAAGCUCAUCAAAUCUGGUGCUUAUGUAGCAUUGACUCUUUUGGGCUCUUCUUCUUCAUCUGCUGGGGUGUCUGGGCUCCAACAGGACCCAAAUUCACUAGGACCCUCCUGGGUAAUCCCAGUUGUUCCUCCACCUCCACCACCUCCCCCUCUGCCACCUCCACAGCGCAUCACAGGACCCAAGCCCCUGCAGGAUCCUGAAGUGCAGAAGCAUGCCACCCAGAUCCUACGAAAUAUGCUGAGGCAGGAGGAGAAGUUGUUACAGCAUUUCCAAGAGGUGUAUAGCCGUAACCCUGCCAGCCUGCUGGAGGAACAGAUUGAGGGAGCCCGGAGGCGAGUCACCCAGCUCCAGCGCAAAAUCCAGCAGGAGACUGGUGGCUCAGGGGAUGUAGUGCAACUGUAUGACACCAACCCAGCUAAUACGAAAUCAUCAGAGGGCCGUCAUUCUUUGGAUUCCCAAGAUGGAGACAGUGGCUUAGAUUCUGGGACAGAACGCUUCCCUUCCCUCAGUGAGUCACUGCUGAAAAGGAACUCGAUGUUAUCAGAUCCCGGGCUAGACAGCCCGCGUACGUCACCUGUGAUCAUGGCUAAGGUGACCCAGCACCAUCGGCGACAGGGCUCAGAUACAGCCGUUCUACCCACCGCUGAACAGGGUUUGGAUCAUAGUUCAAAGCCUUUGAUUAUUGGCCCAGAGGAAGAUUAUGAUCCAGGUUAUUUCAACAACGAGUGUGACAUCCUAUUCCAGGACCUAGAGAAACUCAAAUAUCGACCUGCUCAUCUUGGGGUUUUCCUGCGCUAUAUCUUCUCUCAGGCAGAUCCAAACCCUUUGCUUUUCUACUUAUGUGCAGAAGUUUACCUGCAGACGUACCCUAAGGAUUCACGGGGAUUAGGAAAAGCUAUCUGGGCUAUUUUUCUGGAAAAGAACUCGCCCUUAAGAGUGAAGAUCCCUGAAGCAUUACAGGCUGAGAUUGAUUUGCGCCUGCGCAACAAUGAGGAUAUACGUAGUGCAUUGUCUGAGGCCCAAGAAGCAGCUAUGCCCGAGAUCCAGGAACAGAUCCAGGACUACAGGACAAAGCGAACCAUGGGUCUGGGCAGUCUCUAUGGUGAAAAUGACCUUCUGGACUUGGAUGGGGACCCCCAGCGGGAGCGACAAAUUGCUGAGAGACAGUUGGCUGCUCUUGGAGACAUCCUGUCCAAGUACGAGGAAGAUCGGAGUGUUUCAAUGGACUUUGCUCUCAACACCUAUAUGAGCCAUGCUGGGAUCCGACUUCGAGAAGCACGGCCCUCCACAGCAGAGAAGUCCCAGGCCAUCCCUGACAAGGACAAGUGGCUGCCCUUUUUCCCUAAGACUAAGAAGAGCAGCAAUGCCAAGAAGGAAAAGGAUGCUUUGGAGGACAAGAAGCGGAACCCCAUCCUCAAAUAUAUUGGAAAGCCGAAAAGUUCCUCUCAGAGCAUCAAACCUGGCAAUGUGAGAAACAUCAUCCAGCACUUUGAGAACAACCAACAGUAUGACACCCCGGAGCCUGGAAUGCAGCGACUCUCAACAGGAAGCUUCCCUGAGGAUCUGCUGGAGAGUGAAAGGUAUUCACGUUCAGAAAUACGUCUGGGCCGCUCAGAGAGCCUGAAAGGAAGAGAGGAGAUGAAAAAGUCCCGGAAAGCAGAGAAUGUGCCCCGUUCUCGAAGUGACGUGGAUAUGGAUGCUGCUGCGGAGGCUACUAGGCUCCACCAGUCAGCCUCAUCCUCAGCCUCCAGCCUUUCUACCAGGUCCCUGGAGAACCCAACCCCACCUUUCACCCCCAAAAUGGGCCGUAGGAGCAUUGAAUCUCCUAGCCUUGGGUACUGUACAGAUGCCCUUCUCCCUCACCUCCUGGAGGAUGACCUGGGUCAAUUAUCUGACCUGGAACCUGAGCCUGAUGCCCAGAACUGGCAGCACACAGUGGGAAAAGAUGUGGUAGCUGGGCUGUCACAAAGGGAGAUUGACCGACAGGAAGUUAUCAAUGAGCUGUUUGUGACAGAGGCGUCCCAUCUUCGGACUCUACGAGUCCUGGACUUGAUUUUCUACCAGCGCAUGAAGAAGGAGAACUUGAUGCCUCGGGAGGAGCUGGCCCGCCUCUUCCCUAACCUGCCUGAACUUAUUGAAAUUCAUAAUUCUUGGUGUGAGGCCAUGAAGAAGCUCCGGGAGGAGGGCCCUGUCAUCAAAGAGAUCAGUGACUUCAUGCUGGCCAGGUUUGAUGGUGCAGCCAGAGAGGAGCUCCAGCAGGUAGCAGCACAGUUCUGUUCCUAUCAGUCAGUUGCACUGGAACUGAUCAAGACCAAACAACGUAAGGAGAGCCGCUUCCAACUCUUCAUGCAGGAGGCUGAGAGCAAUCCCCAGUGCCGGCGCCUGCAGCUCAAGGAUCUGAUCAUCUCAGAGAUGCAGCGUCUCACCAAGUAUCCACUGCUGCUGGAGAAUAUCAUCAAGUACACAGAUGGCAGUACUUGUGAGUAUCAGAAGCUGUGUCGGGCCCGAGAUCAGUGCCGAGAGAUUCUUAAGUAUGUGAAUGAGGCAGUGAAACAGACAGAGAACCGACACCGGCUAGAGAGCUACCAGAAGCGCUUGGAUACCACCUCCCUGGAAAGGGCCAGCAAUCCUCUGGCAGCAGAAUUCAAGAGCCUGGACCUCACAACAAGGAGAAUGAUUCAUGAAGGACCUCUAACAUGGAGGAUAAGCAAAGACAAGACUGUGGAUCUUCAUGUGCUGCUUCUGGAGGACCUGCUGGUACUGCUACAGAAGCAGGAUGAGAAGCUGCUCCUCAAAUGUCACAGCAAGACCUCCCUGGGCUCCUCUGACAACAAGCAGACAUUCAGCCCUGUGCUGAAGCUCAAUGCUGUGCUCAUCCGCUCGGUGGCCACAGACAAAAGGGCCUUCUUCAUUAUCUGCACCUCUGAGCUGGGCCCCCCCCAGAUCUAUGAGCUGGUUGCAUUGACGUCAUUGGAUAAAAACAUGUGGAUGGAGCUUCUGGAGAGUGCUGUACAGAAUGCCACUAGGAACCCUGGCAUUGUACCAAGUCCUGCCCACCUUUCUCAGCCAGCCCCCCAGCAGCCAUCUCAACACAGCUCCACACCCACAAGCAUGGGGCUAACUGACUCAGAAGCAUCCCAAGGAAAUGGCUGUCAGCCAGAAGUUGAACUACUGCCUAGAGGUGAUAGGUCCCAGCAGUGGGUUAAUGGGAAACAUCAAGCAUUGUUGGAAGAACCAGAGCAAGAAGGCAGUGAGGAAGAGUUGGUUGCCCCAACAUCCACCUCAUCCAAGGGUGGAGGGGGCUUGGGCAUCAGAACAAGAGGUGCUGUCCGCCUGCCCCUACCUGGCCCAUUAUUCAUGGAGGGAUUGGCUGACUCUGCCCUGGAAGAUGUGGAGAAUCUUCGGCACCUGAUCCUGUGGAGCCUUUUGCCUGGUCAUACGAUAGAGUCCAGAGCUUCUGUGGAGCCAGAGGACGACCUCACACCUACACCUUCUGUCAUAGGAAUCACCUCCCACCCCUGGGACCCAGGUUCCCCUGGGCAGCUGCCAGUUGGGAUAGAAGGAAAUGACCUUGUGCCCUCUGAACAGAUGACUAGCAGGCUGGAGCUGGAGACAGGGGAGUUAGAUGAUGCAGCCCUGAGCUCCCUAGAGCACCUGCCCCCAAGAGCUAGAAACUCUGGAAUCUGGGAGCAUCCAGAACUGGACAGAGACUUGACUGAAGAGCCUCUUACCACAGAAGCUGUUGGAGGUUACAAAGUAGUAAGGAAAGCUGAGGUGGCAGGCAGCAAUGCUGUCCCUACAUUGCCAGAGUGUGGCAAAUCAGAAACUGAGCCAGCAGAAGCUGGAGGCGGACCUAAUGCCGCGGGAAACUGUUUUUAUGUCAGCAUGCCAACCGGACCCCCAGAAUCAAACACGGACACAUCAGACGUAGCCAGGAGCUUCUCUCAGCACAAUGCCCCCCAUACCUCCCCAACAGAGCCUGAGCACCAGGGAGGCAGUGGAGAUGAGAGAAGAGCUCAGCGUACAGCCUCCACUCUAGCCCUCAGGGAUGUGGGCAUGAUCUUCCGGACCAUUGAGCAGCUCACACUAAAACUCAACAGGCUUAAGGACAUGGAGACAGCCCACCGGGAGCUGCUGAAGUCCUUGGGGGCAGAGUCAUCUGGUGGUACAACACCUGUAGGUGGCCUCAACGCAGAGGCAGUUAGGUGGAUUGAGAGCUCCCCUUCACCCCCAGCCAAGGAGCCCUUCUCUUCAUACUCCAAGGACAGUCAUGAGCAAGGACUAGGCCCUGAGGCUGGCUCUGACAGCCUAGAAGACAGUCCAGCCGACACAGCCAUUUCACUGGGACUUUAAUCACAGAAACCCCCAAGACUUCCUGGCUCCCCGCCUCCUCAGGGACUGCCCCAGGGCAGGGGACACAGGAGGGAAGACCCCAAACCUCCUUCCUUUGGGGAGGACUGGAAUCUAAGCCAGGUCUGAGGGGGAGCCAGAUGUCUGGCUCCACGCAUGUUGCUUCUUCCAUUCAAAUCUCAGUCAAGUUUGCUGUCCUUUUCCCCUCACUAGAGCCUCAAGUCUCCUCUGUGCAUGCUGAUUGCAUCUGAGAGGCCCCCUUUCCUUCCUUGAACACGUGUAUGUACACAUAUGUGUAUAUGUGUAUACUCCUUGCAGACUUGACUAUCACAUCUGUACGUUUGAGCAAGAGAUGGAGUCGUCUGUAUAAAUGCACUUUCUCCACCCCUAUCCCUUUCCUCAUAGGAUCCCAAGGCAGGGAGUUUAAGCACCUCCACUCCCUCCCCUUUGCCAUUUUGGUUUUCUAUAAAUAUGUAUGUAUUGUA